AUGAGCUUGACUCCCGAAGAAAUCAACCUCCUUGAGGUUGCAAGAACGACAAUCAACUCAAUCCCCAAAUCAGAUACCCACAGCGUAGCCAGCGCGGCUCUUUCAGCCAACGGCCAAGUUUUCACCGGCGUGAACGUUUUUCACUUCACAGGCGGACCAUGUGCCGAGCUUGUAGUCCUCGGUGUGGCCGCCAGUGCUGGCACUCCUCGUCUAUCGCAUAUUGUUGCUGUUGGGGAAGACGGCAAUGAGGGAAUUAUUCUCAGUCCCUGUGGUCGUUGUCGACAGGUACUACAUGAUUUGCAUCCUGAGAUUCGGGCUAUUGUGCAGAAGGGUGGGGUGGUGAAAUCCGUCUCUAUUGAUGAGUUGUUGCCUUAUGCUUAUGAGCCUAGGGAGUAA
This is a messenger RNA of Penicillium vulpinum, 396 nucleotides long. Its product is annotated as cytidine deaminase family protein. Gene Ontology annotation, cellular component: cytosol. Bases 1 to 396 code for a protein of 131 amino acids. The transcript has a single exon. The record is from RefSeq and is a predicted model, not a curated record. NCBI's taxonomy places the organism in Eukaryota, Fungi, Ascomycota, Eurotiomycetes, Eurotiales, Aspergillaceae. Gene Ontology annotation, molecular function: zinc ion binding; cytidine deaminase activity.